Messenger RNA from Crotalus tigris (Tiger rattlesnake), 3211 nucleotides. RefSeq names its product intraflagellar transport 81 (gene IFT81). Gene Ontology annotation, molecular function: tubulin binding. Gene Ontology annotation, biological process: intraciliary transport; cilium assembly. NCBI's taxonomy places the organism in Eukaryota, Metazoa, Chordata, Lepidosauria, Squamata, Viperidae. The record is from RefSeq and is a predicted model, not a curated record. The coding region runs from base 80 to 2197 and encodes 705 amino acids. Gene Ontology annotation, cellular component: intraciliary transport particle B; centrosome; cilium. The transcript is spliced from 18 exons.
GGAAACACUAAGAAACUGAGGGGACUCCUUUUUCUGGGUCUAAACCCCAGAAACCCACACAUUUUUCUGGCUGCCAGAAAUGCCCCAUAGCACCGGCAACUUCUUCCUCAACCUUUCAAUCUCUUUCUCUUUUUUCUCUCAUGCAGAUCCUUUUCUAGACACCAUCAUGAGUGACCAGCUGAAAUUCAUCGUGGAGAAGCUCAACAAAGAGCCGUUCAAAAAGAAUUUCAACUUAAUCACUUUUGAUUCCCUGGAGUCAAUGCAGCUCUUACAGUUGCUCAGCGAUGUUUUGGGCGAGAUUGACCCCAAGCACAUCGUUGACAUUAGAGAAGAGCUACCAGAACACACAGCAAAACGAAUGUUGACCCUGCUUGGCAUUCUUAAAUACAAACCUCCAGGAGGUACCUGUGACUUGAGCGCCUUCCGUCAAGGCUUAGUUACAGGAAGCAAGCCUGUCAUUCACCCGGUCCUGCAUUGGCUCCUUCAGAGGACCUCUGAGCUCAAGAAAAGGGCCUACUUGGCCCGCUUUCUGAUCAAGGUCGAUGUGCCAACUGAGUUCCUCCAGGACGACACAGUGGCUGAUACGAACAGACAGUAUGAAGAACUGAUGGAAGCUUUCAAAAGCUUGCAUAAAGAAUGUGAACAGCUCAAGACAUCUGGCUUCUCAACGACAGAAAUAAGAAGGGAUAUCACGGCAAUGGAAGAGGAGAAGGACCAGCUGAUGAAGCGAGUGGAGCGGCUGAGGAAGCGGGUGGAGACGGUGCAAAACCACCAACGGAUGCUUGAAAUGGCCCGGCAGCUCCGCGUGGAGAAAGAGCGGGAGGAAAACCUGGCCCAGCAGAAACAAGAGCAGAAGAACCAGCUUUUUCACGCAGAGCAGCGGCUACACCGAGUCCGGCGUCAGCUCAAGGAUAUGCGUCAUGCAGCCGUGGAUUCAAAGCCAGAAAGCUUAAUGAAGAGUCUAGAAGAAGAGACAAAGUUCAACACUUAUUUGGUCUCUGAGAAAUUUCCUAGAGAGCUGGAAACGAAGAAACAGUCCUUGCUGCUCUUGCAGAAAGUGGUGGUUGAGCCAGCCAUGGGCCAGUCCGAUCUCAACGAGCUGGAAUCCAAAAUAAAGGAGGUCAAUGCCCAAAUCAAUCAAUUAAUUGAGAAGAGGAUGAUGAAGUACGAACCGAUUGACAGUAAAUUUUCGAUGUACCGGCAACAGGCCUCUAUCAUUUCGCGGAAGAAAACAGCGAAGGCGGAGGAACUUCAGACCACCAAGGAAGAGCUUGCCAACGUGGAGAGGCAAAUGUUCCAGAAGUCAAGCCAGGCUCGGGAGCUGGACGGGACAGAAGUCUUGAAAGGUGACGAGUUUAAGCGGUACGUUAACAAGCUCCGAAGCAAGAACACCCUUUACAAGAAGAAGCGCCUGGAAAUAGCAGAGAUCUCGGCCGAGUACGGCAUCCUGCAGAGGACGGAAGAGCUGCUGAAAGAGCGGCACCAAGACAUUCAGCAGCAGUUGCAAGCCAUCGAAGACAAGAAAGGAAUCUCCGGGUACAGCUACACCCAGGAGGAGCUGGAGAGGGUGUCGGCCGUCAAGAGCGAAAUGGAUGAAAUGAAGGGCCGGACUCUGGACAACAUGUCCGAUAUGGUGAAAAAACUGAACACUAUGGUAGCCGAUAAAAAGUCGAGCUUGGCCCCAAUCAUCAAAGACCUCAGGCAGCUGCGACAGAGGUGCCAGGAAUUAACCCAGGAAUGUGAAGAGAAGAAAUCCCAGUACGACAGCUGCGCCGCUGGUUUGGAGAGCAAGCGUUCGUCCCUGGAGCAGGAGGUGAAAAGCCUUCGGGAGGAGUGUUUACGGGGAGAGAGCAACUAUCACCAGGUCAACUGCAUGAAAAUGAUUCUCGAAACCCAACUGCAGCGCGUCAAAGAUGAGGUGAAAAUGUAUGUUUCUUCAGAUCAACAGGAAAGAAAGAAGGCUGUCAGGGAUCAGUAUUCCAAGAUGAUCACAGAACAGGAGAACCUUGGAAAGAAACUACGAGAGAAGCAGAAAGCUGUCCGGGAAAGUCAUGGCCCCAACCUGAAACAAGUCAAAAUGUGGCGAGAUCUCCAGCUUCUGAUGGAGUGCAAAAAAGAAUGUUUUCUCAAGCAACAGAACCCGGCCUCGGUGGGCCAAGUCAUCCAGGAAGGCGGAGAAGACCGCCUGGUCUUGUGAAAGAUACCUUGCCUGGUAUCUAGGUCAUCCCAAAGAGCCACUCUUCCUCCAGCGAGUCUGUUGCAAAUGUUGGCUGGGGUUUGCGAGUGUUCCCAUGCAAAUGAGAUGUCUAAUUUGCCAUGCUUCAGGAGUUUAGCUAAAAGGUUCUUGACUCAAUUAGAACAUAGUUCGAGGUGGGGGGCUUCAUUUGUUCCUUCCUAGAAGGAGAAGAAAAAUCUCUUAUUCUGCUGAUGGAUGGAGCACCCUUCCUUCUCUUAGUUCAGGGGUAGGCAACCUUGGCUACCCCUGCCUUAGCUAAAAAUCAGUUGAGUGGUUAAAAUAUUGAGAAGGUACGCAGAUAAAAUUCCAUUCAAGUUUUAAGAGGCAUUCUAGAGAAGCAGACAGACAAAAAAAUCAGGAUUAGGAUAGUUUUGACAUCUGGGGUUGUAGAUGAUUUGAUAUCAAGCCAGGUUCAAGUCACACAGGUCCUCACCAACAAUUUUCACCACCUGGCUUCCUUUUGGCCCAAAACAGUGGGACCACUUGACUUCUUAAAUCCCCUUUCACAAUUCCAGUCACCAAGUGGAGGAAGGACUUUUGAAUUUUUGAAGGAAAAAAAAAAUGCAUGCACAAAAUACAAGGACAUUGUGGACUGAGCUUCUUGUAGCCCACAAAUAGGUAAACCCCGAUGACCUUUGCGGACCUGGAUUCUCCUCAGAGCUGCCGAAAGAGCAAAAUACAGAAGACUCAAUUUCCUUAAUUCUCCUGGAUCCAAACUAAAGCUUCCGCACCGAAGAAUCUGAAAUUCUUCUGCCUUUUCUCAUUUUUGCUUGAUCUGUAGCGAGCAGACUUUGAAGCCUUUAUUUUUGUGUUGAUUUUUUUUUAAAGAUUCCCCUCUUGGGUUUAUUACGGGGUGAAAUUGCCGACUUCCUUGUGACAUUCUACAUGGGUGCCCUGUCUCUUUUCAAACUGGCUGACCCUUGUUCCUCCUUCGACUCAAAGACAAUAAAGUUAUUGGUAGUGUGACUCUCUUUC